GACGAUCUCCGCAAACUGCUGGAAAUCUUGAGAAGACUGAUGCUGACUUGCAUUGACACGUUUCAAGUUCUCCUGCGUCGAAAAAUUUAAGUUUUCAUGGAUUAUAGACCAUUUAUCUAUGGAGGGUUGGCCUCCAUGACUGCUGAAUUUGGAACAUUUCCUAUUGACACAACAAAAACACGGCUACAGCUUCAGGGUCAAGUGAUAGAUGCUAAACAGAAAGAGAUUAGAUAUAGAGGAAUGCUCCAUGCUUUUGUUAGAAUUUCCAGAGAAGAUGGGGUCAAGGCAUUGUAUAAUGGGGUAGCACCAGCACUUUUGCGUCAAGCAACCUAUGGAUCUCUAAAAUUAGGCUUUUACCAUGCUCUGAAGAGGAGGCUGGUAAAAAACCCAAAAGACGAAACUUUAUUUUACAAUGUAAUGGCAGGGGUUGUUGCUGGAGCAUUCUCAUCAGCUAUUUGUAAUCCUACUGAUCUUUUAAAGAUUCGUAUGCAGGCAGAGUAUCAAUCAGGGGUUAAUGUCAGAAGAAAAGGAAUGCUUCGAUCUUUUGCUUCAAUAUUUAAAGAAGAGGGAAUCAGGGGACUCUAUCGGGGAGUUGGUCCCACAGCUCAAAGAGCAGCAGUUAUUUCAGGAGUUGAACUUCCAGUCUAUGAUUGGUGUAAAAAGAAAAUUUUGGAUCUUAAGAUUAUGGGUGACAACCCUUACACUCAUUUUUGUGCAAGUGGAGUUGCUGGACUAGCAGGUGCUUUAGCCUCAAAUCCAAUAGAUGUUGUUAGGACGAGAAUGAUGAAUCAAAGGAAUCUGAAGGUAAACACUGGAAGUGUAACUGUCAUUUACACAAGUGCUGCCCACUGUUUGCUCACUACUUUGAAGUCUGAAGGUUUUUUUGCCCUCUAUCGUGGGUUUGUACCUCAGUUUCUGAGACUAUUUCCAUGGAAUGUUAUUUUCUUUAUGUCGUAUGAGCAGUACAAGAAGUAUGGAGAUGAAGUAUUAUCAUAAUAGCAAGUUAAUGGUUUGCUCUAGUUUUACAUAAAUGCUGACAUCUAGUGAGGUCGUGUGGAGCAUUUCUACAACUUAAAAAGCAACCUAAAUUUCAUGCUGUUGUUUAUCAUCAUCAGAUAGUAGUGGAGAUGCAAUAGCAAACAAAGAAAAAAGCCAAAGAGAAUAAAUAAAUGAAAAAAAAAAUUAAUAAUUGUGCAAAUCCACAUAUUAUGACAUUAGAUCAGUUGUGACCUAUGACCAGUAUUGGACUAGUUUCAUGAGUGAUUCAUGACAUGAUUGAUAAGAGCCUUAUGAGAAGAAUCCACACAUAACAGCAAUUGAGAAUAGUAUUAUUUAUUUUUAUUUCCAUGAAAAUAAUCAAAUUAUUUCAUUCAAUUCAAAAAUUGUUCUCAUUCAAUUAUGCCUGGUGAUUUAUGCCAGAAAGCUUUAGUUCAGAUUGCACUGCACUUCAUAGUGGGAUGUGUUUGGUAUAUGUUGCAACUCCCCUUUCGUUCUAAGCUUAAUAAUAUACAUGAAAAAAUUUCUCAAUUCUGAUUGGUUAAGAUGAAUGCAGUUUUCAUUUAAUUCAGUGCAGG
This is a messenger RNA of Stylophora pistillata, 1574 nucleotides long. RefSeq names its product kidney mitochondrial carrier protein 1. The record is from RefSeq and is a predicted model, not a curated record. Gene Ontology annotation, biological process: transmembrane transport. Lineage: Eukaryota; Metazoa; Cnidaria; Anthozoa; Scleractinia; Pocilloporidae.